This is a messenger RNA of Panicum hallii, 1916 nucleotides long. RefSeq names its product sugar transporter ERD6-like 16. Gene Ontology annotation, biological process: transmembrane transport; carbohydrate transport. The record is from RefSeq and is a predicted model, not a curated record. Gene Ontology annotation, molecular function: sugar transmembrane transporter activity. Gene Ontology annotation, cellular component: membrane. Bases 1 to 1524 code for a protein of 507 amino acids. The transcript has 18 exons. NCBI's taxonomy places the organism in Eukaryota, Viridiplantae, Streptophyta, Magnoliopsida, Poales, Poaceae.
AUGGCCAUAGUGCGGGUGGCCGAGGAUGUGGAGGCCGGGGUGGUCGGGGCCGGCGGCGGCGGCGCGGGCUGCAAGGUGACGGAGCCGCUCCUCCGGCGCUGCGGCAAGGAGGAGGAAGCGGAACCCAAUAUCCGGGACGAGGCGGAGGCGUCCGAGUGCGGGAGCCAGGGGCGGCUGCAGGCGGACGACGGAGGGUCCCUGCGGAUGGUCCUCGUCUCCACCGCCGUCGCCGUCUGCGGCUCCUUCGAGUUCGGCACCUGCGUCGGCUAUUCUGCGCCCACGCAGUCAGGAAUCAUACAUGAAGUCGGGCUAUCUAUCUCUGAGUUUGCAAUUUUUGGAUCUAUAUUGACAAUUGGAGCAAUGAUUGGUGCUGUUACUAGUGGGCGCCUAGCAGAUUUUCUUGGACGUAAAAUGACCAUGCGGAUAUCAGCCACUAUUUGUAUGUUUGGUUGGCUUUCUAUACAUUUGGCUAAGAGUGCUAUCAUGCUCUAUUUCGGCAGAAUCUUGUUGGGCUUUAGUACUGGAGUUCUUUCUUAUGUGGUGCCUGUGUUCAUAGCUGAAAUAGCACCAAAGAAUCUCCGAGGGGGGCUUGCAACUUCAAACCAGUUAUUGAUCUGUUGUGGAAGCUCAGCUACCUAUAUAAUUGGGGCCCUGGUUGCAUGGCGCAAUUUGGUACUAGUGGGUUUAGUGCCUUGUGUCCUCCUGCUAGGUGGGCUUUUCUUCAUUCCGGAGUCUCCAAGAUGGCUGGCUAAUGUCGGAAGGGAAAAAGAAUUUCAUGCCUCAUUGCAAAAGUUGCGAGGAGAGGAUACUGACAUAUCUGAAGAAGCAAUUGAAAUUAAAGAGUAUAUUGAGUCGCUCCGUAGCUUUCCAAAGGCCAGGCUUGAAGACUUGCUUCUCAGUAAAAAUAUAAUUGCUGUCAUUGUGGGUGUUGGCUUGAUGGUUUUUCAGCAACUUGGAGGGAUAAAUGGUGUCGGCUUCUAUGCAAGCUAUAUCUUCAGUUCUGCAGGAUUUUCUGGAAAACUUGGAACCAUCUUGAUUGGCAUAAUUCAGAUUCCAAUCACAUUGUUCGGGGCCAUUCUCAUGGAUAGGAGUGGGAGAAGGUUUCUUCUGAUGGUCUCCGCAUCUGGAACAUUUUUGGGCUGCUUCCUGACCGGGAUAUCCUUCUUCCUAAAGGCACAAGGACUUUUCCCAGAAUGGGUUCCCACAUUGGCUCUUUCCGGCAUACUGGUGUACAUAGGGGCAUACUCGAUUGGAAUGGGUCCUGUCCCUUGGGUAGUCAUGUCUGAGAUAUUCUCAAUCAACAUGAAAGCAAUUGGUGGAAGCUUGGUGACCCUUGUUAGCUGGUUAGGUUCCUUCGCGAUUUCUUACUCGUUUAGCUUCCUCAUGGACUGGAGCUCUGCAGGGACCUUCUUCAUGUUCUCUGCAGCCAGCUUGGUCACUAUACUCUUUGUGGCAAAGCUGGUCCCCGAGACCAAGGGAAGAACACUUGAGCAGAUUCAAGACUCUCUAAACUCCAGAAGAUAAUAAUGAAUUUACACCACACAACAGAAGAAUUCUAAGAUGAAAAAUGAUAUACACUUUUACCUUCCUGCCUACACGGCGGCCUUCACCAUCGGACUUCUGCCCAUUGCAGGAGCCAGGAGAUAGAAGAAGCAACUUUUCGCCUCCUCCCACUUCCCCUUCCCUUCUCCCCUGCCUGUCUCCCUGUAUCUGUAGUGUACCCUCUGUAGUUUAAGGACGACGCAGAUUGAGGUUAUGUAGUAUGUACCAUGUCCCUCCAGAUUAUUGAGCAGUAGCUGAAACGACAUUAUGUACCAUGUACCUCCGGAUUAAUGAGUGUCGAAGUGGAUUGCCCUUCUUCCCCUCUCAGAUUAACAGGGGCGGGCCCAGAAUUUAAAAGGUGGGUAUUCAAAAUU